This is a messenger RNA of Musa acuminata AAA Group (dessert banana), 2490 nucleotides long. RefSeq names its product YTH domain-containing protein ECT4-like. Gene Ontology annotation, molecular function: mRNA binding. The coding region runs from base 138 to 2267 and encodes 709 amino acids. The record is from RefSeq and is a predicted model, not a curated record. Gene Ontology annotation, biological process: mRNA destabilization. NCBI's taxonomy places the organism in Eukaryota, Viridiplantae, Streptophyta, Magnoliopsida, Zingiberales, Musaceae. Gene Ontology annotation, cellular component: cytoplasm. The transcript is spliced from 9 exons.
CUCUCUUCGGUAGCGCCUCUUCUCUCUCUCUCGUAGGGUUUCUCCUUCGACUCCCGUUCUCCCUCUAGGGUUUGGGCCAUCAGAUCCUCGCGGAAUCGCGUGCUGCUCGCGCCCCCUCGCCACCUCCAGUUCCGACCAUGGCGGCCGUAUCCCCCGCUCCUCCUGCUGACCGUAUCCUUCCCUCGCCUGGCGAAACGACUCAAACCACGGAUCUGAUGCAGAAGCUAUCAUUAGACCCUAAGAACGAGGGUAACGAUGCUUCGGAUGUUGCAAAGCAGCCUUCUGGAGUUCAGUAUGGUUCAGCCAAUGGUGGGGAAGUACCAAUUGCACCGAUCCCAACCUAUGAGAGAUCUCUGAGUCCUCUACUUCAGGAGCAUAUGGAUGCGAGCAUGUGCUACUUACCUAAUGGAUACACUUCAUCUUUCUACUAUGGAGGUUAUAAUGGAUUGAUGACAGAGUGGGAGGAUUAUCCUAGAUAUGCUAACCCUGAUGGAGCAGAGGUGCCUCCACCUGGAGUUUAUGGGGACGUGUACCAUCAUGGGUAUGGUUAUGCUUCAUAUGGUCCAUAUCCUUCUCCUGGUUCCCCAAUUCCGACUUUGGGGCAAAAUGGUCAGUUAUAUGGAUCCCAAAACUACCAUUUUCCAGCUACAUACUACCAGCCUCCAACACCCACCAGUGCACCAUACACGACAGCCCAAACUUCUGGUUCCAUUGGGGAGGUUUCCACAUCUGCUGCGGCUGACAUCCCUCCUAGUCUAGCUGAUACAGCAAAAGCUAUUUCAGAUGGAACAACUAAAGCAAGCUCGAAUAGCAACAAUGGAUCAGCAAAAACAAAGCCAUUUAGUCCAUGUUGUUCAUUUGAUAAAGGUGCUUUGCCUGGUGGGCAUCCUCCUGCAGGCUUCCAGGAUCCAAGGUUUGGUGUUGAUGGUAUGUGGUCACCUGUUCCAUUCUCUGAUGGUUCAAUAUUUCCGGAUGGGCAAAAGAGACCACCUCUAAGUACUGCCUCUCCUAUGAUUUCACAUACUGGCAGCACUACAUCUACUAUAAACCAGAACCUCCGUCCUCUUCCUCAUCUCAUGGGAAUACAUGGUUCAAGACCAGCAACUCCUGGAAUGGUGAACAAGAUGUAUCCUAACCACCGAAUAUAUGAUCAUCAUGCUAAUGGAUACAGAAGUGGUCAGGGUUUUCGUUCAGGUAUGCAUGACUCCAGAACGAAUGGAAGAUGGGAGAUGUCCAUGGAUAGCAAGUAUAAGCCGAGGGGCCGGAGCAGUAACUUCUAUGGUUAUGGUAAUGAGAACUUGGAUGGGAUGAAUGAGCUCAAUAAAGGACCAAGGUCUGGUCAUUUCAGAGAGCAGAAGGGGCUUGGACCUACAAUUACUCUUGCAAUUAGGGGGCAGAGCCUUCCUGCAAAUGUAAAUUCUCAUGAUACUGACGGAGUUCCCGAAAAAGAUCAAUACAACAAGGCAGACUUCCCUGAAACAUAUUCAGAUGCCAAAUUUUUCAUCAUUAAGUCAUACAGUGAGGAUGAUAUCCACAAGAGCAUUAAGUACAGUAUCUGGGCUAGCACACCCCAUGGGAACAAGAAGCUUGAUGCUGCUUAUCAGGAAUCUAAGCAGAAGACAAGUGGAUGCCCUGUCUUCUUGUUUUUCUCUGUCAACACAAGUGGACAGUUUGUUGGUGUCGCGGAGAUGGUAGGUCCAGUCAAUUUCAACAAAACAUUGGAUUACUGGCAGCAGGACAAGUGGGUUGGUUGUUUUCCUGUGAAGUGGCACAUUGUAAAGGAUGUACCAAAUAGCGUUCUGAAGCAUAUCACAUUGGAGAACAAUGACAAUAAACCAGUCACAAACAGUAGAGACACUCAGGAGGUGAAGCUCGACCAAGGUCUUCAAUUACUUAAGCUUUUCAAGGAGCUUGUGAGCAAGACAUCCAUUCUGGACGAUUUCAAUUUCUAUGAAACCCGCCAGAAGAUGAUGCAAGAAAAGAGAAAGAAGCAUCAGCAGCUCAAAAAACAGGUCAUGGAUGGAAAACCAGUGGAUUUUGAGGAGAAAGAUGAUGAGGAAGCAUAUAGGAACGCAGGGCUUCAGAAGCCCUCGGAAGUGGUUACAAUUUUGAAGAAGGAAUCUGGCCAGGGUGGGCUUCCACCUGUGGAACAUGUGCUAUCAGAAAAAAAUGGCGUAGCGGCAGCAGCUGGUGUUGCACCCAAGGAUGUCAAACCAGCCACAGAGAAGCAGCUCGCGGCUAAUGGUGUUGUCAACAGCUGGUGCUAGGUUUUUCCACCCAACCACAAGCAGCUGCAGCUAUUGGAUGCAACUGUACAUGAGUUGCUGCUUUCAGGCGUCUUGACAUGUAUGCUUCUUGUAGUCUUCCCUAAAUCCAGUUCAACAUUGAUUUUAUUUAGGGUUUCCCGGUUGGUGAUUGGGCUCUUGGUUUAUACUGUAUUUUGAUGCCUUUUCUUUUCUAUUGCAAAAAUCUCUAAGGUUAUUUGUGGCU